AUGUUACUGAGCGGAGCUCCUCCCGCGGGCUCGGGCCCGGGGCCGCGGGGAGCGCAGGGGGGGGCGGGGGGCGGCCCAGGGGGGGCCCGCCGGGGCGCUGGGGGAGCGGGGGCCGGCCCCGGGGGGAGCGGCGGCGGUGGUGGCGGGGGUGUGGCCAAGUGGCUCCGGGAGCACCUGGGUUUCCGCGGGGGGAGCGGCGGCGGCGGGGGUACCAAGCCCGCACCCCCAGAGCCGGACUACCGGCCCCCAGCUCCCGCUCCCGCCUCGCCCCCCGCGCCGCCCCCCGACAUCCUGGCCGCCUACCGACUGCAGCGUGAGCGCGACUUCGAAGACCCCUACUCUGGGGGGCCGUCGGGCCCCGCCACCCCAGCGGCCCCAGCCGCCCCCGGCCCCACGCCACCUCCGCGCCACGGCUCACCCCCACACCGCCUGAUCCGGGUCGAGACCCCCGGGCCCCCGGCGCCUCCGCCGGAGGAGCGAGUCCCGGCCGGCGGGGACCGGCUGGCAAUCCUAGAGGACUAUGCUGACCCUUUUGAUGCCCAAGAAACAGGUGAGGGCACGGUGGCGCCAGCAGGGCCGCCAGAGAAGAUACCAGAGAAUGAUGGCUACAUGGAGCCCUAUGAGGCUCAGAAGAUGAUGGCUGAGAUCCGAGGCUCCAAGGAAGCAGCUGCCAAGCCCCUACCCCUGUAUGACACCCCCUAUGAACCAGUGGAGGAAGGGCUCACCCCUGACAGUGAGGGGGCUGGUCGGCCCCGGGAGUCCCGUCUACCUGAGGAUGAUGAGAGACCCCCUGAGGAGUAUGACCAGCCUUGGGAGUGGAAGAAGGAGAGAAUCUCCAAGGCCUUUGCCGUUGACAUUAAGGUCAUCAAAGACCUACCAUGGCCACCGCCUGUGGGACAGCUGGACAGCAGCCCUUCCCUCCCUGAUGGGGAUGGGGACAUCUCUGCUCCGGUCUCACCCCUCCUCCCUGAGCCCAGCCUGGAAGACAGCAGUGCCCAGUUUGAAGGGUCCGAGAACUGCUUGUCACCCAGCAGGGAAGAGAAGGGUCGGCCCCUUCCUCGGCUUCCCGGAGGGAACUCUAAGGCGAUGAAGCCCCUGAGCAUUGAGCCCAGCAGUCCCCUGGGGGAGUGGACAGACCCCGCCCUGCCUCUGGAAAACCAGGUUUGGUACCAUGGGGCCAUCAGCCGAACAGAUGCCGAGAACCUGCUGAGGCUAUGCAAGGAAGCCAGCUACUUGGUGCGAAACAGUGAGACCAGCAAGAAUGACUUCUCCCUCUCCCUCAAGAGCAGCCAGGGCUUCAUGCACAUGAAACUGUCUCGGACCAAGGAGCACAAGUAUGUGCUGGGCCAGAACAGCCCGCCCUUCAGCAGCGUCCCAGAGAUCGUACACCACUACGCCAGCCGGAAGCUGCCCAUCAAGGGGGCCGAGCACAUGUCUCUUCUCUACCCGGUGGCCAUCCGAACUCUGUAGGGCUGGAGGCAUCAGAGACCCAGAGCUGAAAAGCAGCCUCCACCUAGGAUUCUUUCAGGCCUUCUGGCCCCCCUCCAACCAGCGGUUGAACUAUAUAGCUUCUUCCUGGGAGAGAAAUAUUGACCAGAACCUAGGCGGCCCCUCGGGACCCAUUUCUCUUCCCCUUGUCCCCCUCCCAUUCCAUCCCCCCCCCAGGCUGAGAUGAAAGCUUCUUUAAUUUAUUCUAAAAGGGAAAGUCAGUCGGGUUUUGCGGGUAGGGGUAAUGCCCCAGAGAGGAGUCAAAUGCCUUGGGGUAAUGAGUAGUUGGGGGUAGGCCAUCCUUUUUGAGGUCCCCUGGAGCUCGAAGCGCCUCCACCUCUUGCUGCCAGGCUAGUUUUGGUCUGAGUUCAGGGGUGACUGGGCCUCCGUGGCACCUUCGUAAGGUUUCAGGAGGUCCGGGAUGCACAACUACCCGACCUUUUCCAAGACUCGAACACGAAUGACAUGGAAGGCUUCAACCCUCAGCCCUGGUGCCUGCUGAGCUCCCAGGCGUUUGGGGGUCUGUUGGAGGGUGGGCGUGGAGCAGGCUUCCAGACCAAGUGGCCAUGUCAUUUUGCCUCAGCGCUCCGUCCCCAAACUAAAGAAGUCCCUUGCUGGGUUUCUGAGGGUGGGGAAAAGAAAACAAAUUGGGGAGAUGGUGUUUAGUGAUGCCUCGCUUUGGGGAUAGGGGAAAUGGAGAGGAUCCGAGCGGGGACCGAGGGAGCCAGCUCUGUGGGUUUGUCCCCCUUGGCUCAGCGCCAGCACCAUUAACUUAGCCCUAUCUCCCCACACACCCCCACUGGCAUCGCGCGCAUCUGCCCCCCCCCUCCCCAGGAUGAGGACUCUCGGGGAGAAGAGAUACUGCGCUGGGGGUGGGAGGGGAUCCGCAAGCAGCGAAGCGCGAACAGAUUCUGUUGAUAAAUCAGUUUCGGAGCCGACACUGAACGGCUGUGAAAAGCA
Messenger RNA from Dromiciops gliroides (monito del monte), 2448 nucleotides. RefSeq names its product Src homology 2 domain containing F (gene SHF). Gene Ontology annotation, molecular function: phosphotyrosine residue binding. The record is from RefSeq and is a predicted model, not a curated record. Bases 1 to 1470 code for a protein of 489 amino acids. The transcript has 7 exons. NCBI's taxonomy places the organism in Eukaryota, Metazoa, Chordata, Mammalia, Microbiotheria, Microbiotheriidae.